Messenger RNA from Rhagoletis zephyria (snowberry fruit fly), 1656 nucleotides. RefSeq names its product Transcriptional adapter 2A (gene Ada2a). The record is from RefSeq and is a predicted model, not a curated record. Gene Ontology annotation, biological process: regulation of transcription by RNA polymerase II; chromatin remodeling. Lineage: Eukaryota; Metazoa; Arthropoda; Insecta; Diptera; Tephritidae. Gene Ontology annotation, molecular function: transcription coactivator activity; chromatin binding; protein binding. Gene Ontology annotation, cellular component: nucleus; SAGA-type complex.
AAAAAUGCCUCGAGCUGUCAACACGGCAUCAUCAAAGUUCGCCCUACAUUGGAUACGAAAUAUACAACAGCUUACUAUCAUGCUGAAGAGUUCAACAAAGCGCUAGAGCUACGCAACAAAUCCAUCCACAUAAAUAAUACUGAUUACAUGAAAGCUGGUGUAAAUAACACAGAGCAAUGCAGCACUUGCAAGUGUGAUUUGUACGAACCGUACAUAAAGUGUCCGGAUUGUGAACGUACGCUAUUGUGUUUGCAAUGUUUUGCACAAGGACGUGAGACGGCGACGCAUCUCAAUACGCAUUCCUACAUUAUUAUACGCGACGAUAUACAAGUAUUUGCGGGCGCUGGUAGGUGGACAGCGAAAGAUGAGCGUAUUUUAUUGCGUACAUUAGAGAAAAAAGGCUAUGGCAAUUGGGAGGCCGUUGAACACGCACUGAACUCUCGGCACACUGCUGAGGAAUGUCGCCAACAUUAUCAUAACUGCUACUUCGGUGGAAUAUUUGAGCGUUUACUUGGUUUGACGCACCACAAAAAUGCGUACUUCCCCGAACGCAUGCCGUAUGUUGUAAAGAUGCGUUCUGUUGAUCCGCCACGCAGUGAUGAGCCGGGCUCAAUGCAAUUUAAAAUGAUGGCGGGAUAUCGAUGUGCGCGUGGGGACUUCGAUACUCCAUACGAUAACUCAGCUGAAGAUUUGCUAACGACAAUCAUGCAAAAUAGCUUUGCUGCCAUUUCUGCGAGUGACGACGAUGAGCCAAUUGACGAAAUAAGCAGUGCUGCGUAUGAGGAACUGCAAUUAGCAGUAGUCCGUGCUUAUAAUAAUCGAUUGAGAGAACGUAAACGCAGAUAUCGAAUAAUGCGUGACCACGGGCUGAUCAUGCCCAAUCGCACUUUGGGUUGGAUCUCGAAGUAUGCAGAGGCGUUGGGCUCGGAAUCGAAUUGCCAUCGUUUCUUGUCUUUUAUGCAGAUCAGCAAGCCGAUUAAAUACGACAUGCUGGUAGAGUCCCUGAAAUAUUUUUCGGAUGUGCAAAAGAAGAUUUAUCGCUUGUAUGAGCUACGUCAGAAUGGCGUGCGCACACUUGAAGGCGGUGCAUUGUACUUCAAAAUGAAGAAACGGCGCGCUCAGCAACAACGCGAUCGCCUAAAAGAUGAUACAUCCCGACAACUGCACGAUUGGCGUAAGCUAAUGCCAAGCCCUCAAAUGCUCGUACCCAAUCCGUUCGCAACGCCGCAUGCAGGUUCAAACCCCAGAAAAACUGGCCCAAUGGACAUUAUGGGCAUGCCUGGGUAUACCCGCCUCACCGACGAUGAACGAAAAUUGUGCAGCGUCGAGCGUAUAGCACCACAAUCAUAUAUAGAUUACAAAAACCUCUUAAUAGCGGAAAAUAUGAAAAUGGGUCAUUUGCGUUUGGCCGAUGCCAGGCGUUUGAUAAAGAUUGAUGUCAACAAAACUCGGCAAAUAUAUGAUUUUCUGAUAGAAAAUGGCCAUAUAAAUAGACCCACGUGACGCGUAUAAAUUUUUGUAACUCGAAUCUAAGAAAUCGAUAACAAUUGAAAACCAUUUAUAGAUAAUUUGAAAACGCCGAAACUUUACUAAUUUCUGAAGUACACAUGUUGCUUGACCAUCGCAAACGUCAAAACGAAUCGGCAGACGAGGAGC